AUGGCUCUAUCUAGCUUUCUCAAAAAGUGUGCAGCAACCUCAAUGAAGUCAAUAAUUAUGUUUUAUGCUCCUUGGUGUGGGUAUUGUAAAAUAUUGAAACCUGAAUAUUCCGAUGCAGCUUUAGACUUAAAGGGCGAAGCAAUGCUGGCAGCAAUUGAUGUAUCUAAACCUCAGAAUUCAAAACUUCGUUAUGAAUACAACAUUACAGGAUUCCCCACUUUGUUAUACUUUGUAAAAGGCAAUUAUCGUAUGGUGUACAAUGGGGAAAACAAGCGCGAUGCGUUAGUGAGGUUCAUUCGAGACCCGAGUAGUGUACAGGAGAUGAAGAAAGAAACGCCAAAAUCCUGGGACUUGGAUACCGAUCUACUACACUUGACAGCGGAAAGCUUUGAUUCGACAUUGAAACAUGUCAACAACGCACUGGUAGUGUUCUACGCACCUUGGUGUGGUCAUUGCAAGAACUUGAAGCCGAAUCUCAUUAAAGCUGAAGAAAGUCUGAGGACGCAACAGGUUGCUGGUAUGAUCGCUGUUGUUGAUGUGACGUCAGAGAAGGGUUUGGGGUCUAGGUUCAAUGUUAAGGGAUAUCCGUCUAUUAAGUAUUUUAAUAACGGUGAAUACAAAUAUGACGUGAACUUCCGCACUGAUGACAAAAUUGUUGAAUUUAUGAAGAACCCUCAAGAACCGGUCCCCACACCACCAGAAAAACCAUGGUCUGAAGAAGAGACAUCAGUGCGUCACCUCUCAUCAAACAACUUUAAACGCUCGCUUAAGAAGGCGGCACACGCGAUAGUCAUGUUCUAUGCUCCAUGGUGCGGUCACUGUAAAUCGACUAAACCGGAAUUCGUAAAGGCCGCUGACACAUUCGCGGAUGACCUGAUGGUUCUGUUUGGGGCCGUUGACUGUACGGUUGAGGAAGACAUUUGCGCUAAUUACAAAGUGAAGGGUUAUCCCACAUUUAAAUACUUUAAUCAUUAUGAGCGAGUUGAAGAUUAUAGUGGCGGGAGAAAGAGUGACGAUUUCGUAAAGCACAUACAUACACAAAUAGAUGGUCAGAAGCAAGAGCAGGGCAGGAAGAGUCAUACCGUGACCGGGUUUGGGAUAAAUGUGGUGCAAGCAAAUGAUGCAAAUUUUGAAGAUAUUCUAUCAGAUUCAGUUCCUAGUUUUGUUAUGUAUCAUGCUCAGUGGUGCGGUCACUGUAACGAGAUCAAACCGUCAUUUAGCCGCUUAGCAACGAAACUGAAAAGCGAGAAUGCUAAAAUAAAAAUAGUAGCCAUUGAUGUGACUGAUAAUCCAAAGGCGACAGAAUUUGGAGGUAUUAAAACGUUGCCAACAUUAAAAAUGUAUGCCAAGUCAUCUGAAGUGUCUGUUUACGAAGGAGAUAGAUCUCAAGAUGAUAUGUAUAACUUCUGUAAGAGUUUGAAGGUGAAAGAUGAAUUGUGA
Molecule: messenger RNA, 1440 nt
Organism: Pieris macdunnoughi
Lineage: Eukaryota; Metazoa; Arthropoda; Insecta; Lepidoptera; Pieridae
Source: the annotation of a GenBank genome assembly